Rattus rattus (black rat) is the source of this 976-nucleotide messenger RNA. It is a transcript of the gene Dema1, whose product is annotated as chromosome 11 C2orf74 homolog. The record is from RefSeq and is a predicted model, not a curated record. The coding region runs from base 186 to 785 and encodes 199 amino acids. The transcript has 6 exons. NCBI's taxonomy places the organism in Eukaryota, Metazoa, Chordata, Mammalia, Rodentia, Muridae.
CUGCGGCCUUCGCAGCAUCCGGUUGGGAGUCUAGAAAGCCAGUGCAGUAGAACAGGAAAAGAGCAUAGGCCGUUCCUCCUGGAGAGAAGUCCUUAAGAGACCCUGAUCCAGGCGUUCCCGUCUCUUACCGCCUUUAUGAAGAGAAAUUAGGCAGCACCUAGAAGAACAAACUAGGCUGAACAAGAAUGUUUGCACAAAGCAAGUCUGAGAAAUCAGAGGACAUUUUAACAUUGAGCACUGUGGCCUUCGAGACCAAGGCGAUCACGUUCUUCAUCAUCCUGCUCAUCUGCUUCUUUUGUAUCCUCCUCCUCCUGGUGAUGUUCCUGUACAAAUGUUACAGAAGUCAGAGCUUUGAAGAGGCAAUGAGGCCCCUCUGUACAGGUGAAAACGACGGUGAAAAUUGCUUAGCUGUUAACACACAGAUGAGCAGACCUGAAGUUAAUGACAAGGUCCUACUGCACUUCGUAAACAUGAACAUGCCAGUGAGACCUGGCAUUCUUGUACAAAGGCAGAAUAAGAAAGAGAUGGCCACAUCCUUAGGAGACAUCAAGACAGAAGAUUACAGAAACAGACAGACAUAUGAGCCUGCGAUUUCUAGAGAAACCAAGCAUGAGGGUGAGUUUGCUGAGAAAAUACCCAUACAUGUCCACAGAACUCCUACAGAUAGAAGCCCAAAAAGACCUAUCAAAGGAGUGACGUUUUCUAAGGAGGUGAUCGUUGUGGAUCUUGGCAACGAAGAUGCUACACCUCGAAGCUAUGCUCGAGAGCACAAGGAGAGGAAGUGAGGUGCAGGGAAAAGCUGUUCGACAAGCGCAACCUUUGACCAGCUGGACUCGGCUGAGGUACUGGGUCAUGCCAAGACAGCAGGAGGAUGAGUAGUGAGCAAACGCAGAUGGUAUCCUACCUUUGCGGGAGGAGAGAACUGUGCAAAACUCUGUACGUAAAAUACUGAGCCCCAGUAUAGUUUUAAACAAAC